Molecule: messenger RNA, 10685 nt
Organism: Hemibagrus wyckioides
Lineage: Eukaryota; Metazoa; Chordata; Actinopteri; Siluriformes; Bagridae
Product: E3 ubiquitin/ISG15 ligase TRIM25-like
Exons: 6
Coding region: 8043-9815 (590 amino acids)
Molecular function (GO): zinc ion binding; protein binding
Source: RefSeq, a predicted model, not a curated record
UCAUCCUCCAGAAUAGGAGUUUAUGUGGAUCACAGUGCAGGAACUCUGUCCUUCUACAGCGUCUCUGACACCAUGAAGCUCCUCCACAGAGUCCACACCACAUUCACUCAGCCUCUAUACGCUGGGUUCUUGGUUUGUUUCGAUCAGAAGUGAGGUUGUGUGAUCCAGAAUAAGAUGUAUCUGGUGUUUUGUGGUCAGUAACAAGUAGAAAUUGUAUCACAAAUGAUCUUAUAGAAAAGUGUUUAAUUUCAACAAGAUUCCACAUUAUAGAGAGAUUGUUCCUGAGCACCAAAGCACUAAAAUGUAAAUCUAAAACACACACAGAAUAUUUAUUCUUUGUAAUGUGGUCUUCUUCUUUUUCUUCUUUCGGCUUUUCCCUUCAGGGGUCGCCCCAGCGAAUCAUCUUUCUCCACCUAUCCCUAUCUUCUGCAUCCUCAACACUUACACCCACUAGCUUCAUAUCCUCAUUUAUUACAUCCAUAUACCUCCUCUUUGGCCUUCCUCUUUUCCUCUUGCCUGGCAGUUCCAUGUCAAACAUUCUCCUACCAAUAUACUCACUCUCCCUCCUCUGGACAUGUGUAACGUCUCGUCAGACAUAGGAGUGUUAGAAUCUAUACGCAGAAGUAAUAAAGAACAGAAGGCAAAAUCUUAGUCGAGGUCACGAAGAAACAGAGUCAAAACCAGAAAGCAACACUGUGGACCAAAACCAAAACACAAAUCCAGAAAUUGAAGUCAAAAGCAAACGGGCAGGGUCAUGCACGAGGUAACUAGACAAUGACUAAAUCAAGGCUUGGCAAGUAACGCUAUAGGAAAGAAUGCUUCGCAAUGUGGUUGAGAUAGCGUGCUGCUUAUAUACGUCUCUGGACUGGAAGUGGGCAGAAACGGUUAAUAUUCGGGCGAUGGCUCCCUCUGGUGUUCAGGCCUCGUGACAGAACCCCCCUGUCUAGGAACACCUCCAGGUGUUCGAUGUCGAGGGCGCCCCCUCGGGCGAGGAGCGGGUCUGUGGGGAAAGUUCUGGUGAAAUUCCUCUAUGAGUGCAGGGUCCAGGAUGUCGUGUGCAUUGACCCAGCAGCGCUCCUCCAGGCCAUAUCCCUCCCAGUCCACCAAGUAUUGGAGGCGGCGACCCUGGCGAUGCGAGUUAAGGAUAGUGUGAACCCGAUAGGCGAGGGAACCGUCAAUGUCCAGGGGAGGGGGUGGCUCAUGGGCGGUGGGGCCCGCAGUUUGUGGUUCGUGAUAGGGCUUGAGCAGAGACACAUGAAACGUGGGUGCAAGGCGAUAAGAGGCAGGCAGCUCUAGGCGAUACGAGACGGGAUUAACCUGGCGAACAAUUUUGAAGGGGCCGAUGAAUCUGGGGCUGAGCUUACGGCAGGGCAGUUUGAGUUUCAGGUUGCGCGUGGAUAGCCAAACCUUUUGACCCACCAGGUAGGUUGGAUGGGGUUGACGUCGGCGAUUGGCCUGAAUAACCUGUCUAUGUAUUGCCCGGUGAAGGCGGACAUGGGCUCGUUCCCAGAUCUCUUGGCUUCGCUUGGACCACUCGUCAACCACGGGGACGUUGGAAGGCUCCUCAGACCAUGGGAACAAUGGUGGCUGAUAGCCAAAUACACAUUGGAACGGCGUCAGCGUAGAGGAAUGGGUUAAGGAGUUCUGAGCAUAUUCGGCCCACGGGAGGAAUUCACUCUAUCUGUGCUGUUCCUUGCUGCAGUAAACCCUCAGGAACCUUCCCAGCUCUUGAUUCAGACGUUCUGUUAGAUUGGGGAUGGUAUCCUGAGCUCAGACUGACUUUGAUUCUCAACUGUUUACAAAACUCCUGCCAGACCCUGGAGGUAAACUGCGGCCCUCGGUCUGACACUAUGUCUUCAGGGAGCCCAAAAUUCCGGAAUACGUUGUGAAAGAUGGCUAAGGCAGUUUCCAUAGUCUUGGGUAAGCCUUUCAUGGGGACCAAUUUGCAAGCCUUGGAGAACCGGUCAAUGACGACCAUGAUGGUCGUGAAGCCCUGCGAGUCGGGGAGGUCAGUGAGAAAGUCAAUGGAGAUGUGAGACCAGGGACGGUGUGGGACGGGUAGUGGUUCCAACAGACCUUCUGGCAAAUGGCGUUCGGUCCGAGACUGGGUGCAGACUGAGCAUGAGCGUACAAAUUUCUCCACAUCCUGGUUUAGAGAAGGCCACCAAAAGGUCUGACGCAGCAAUUGGGCCGUACGAUGGAUGCCUGGGUGGCCGGAGCUGGGGCUUUCGUGGGUCCACCUAAUCAGUCUUAGAUGGAGUGCAGUGGGAACAUAACACUUGGAGGGUGGACAAUUUGGGGGUGGUGCCUUGGAUGUGUAGGCCUGUUCAAUUUCUCCCAUGAUAUCCCAGCAUAUGGGGGCUACUAGAACAGAUGAUGGGAGGAUAGUGUCGGGGUGUGAGGAUGACUCGAUGACCUCAUGAAUUCUGGAGAGAGCAUCUGCUUUCCUGUUCUUAGAGCCGGGACAAUAGGUGACCGUGAACUUGAACCGUGAGAAAAACAAUGCCCACCUGGCUUGGCGUGGGUUAAGGCGUUUUGCUUCUCGAAGAUACGCAAGGUUACGGUGAUCAGUGAGAAUGAGAAACGGGUGAGUUGCCCCCUCCAACCAAUGUCUCCACUCUUCCAGAGCAGCCUUCAUAGCUAGAAGCUCCUUGUUGCCCACGUCAUAAUUCAAUUCCGCCGGUGUUAAUUUACGAGAGUAGAAGGCACAUGGGUGUAGUUUGCCAGACUCUGGCUGGCGUUGAGAGAGUACUGCCCCUAUCCCGCUGUUCGAGGCGUCCACCUCCACUGUAAAAGGUAAAUCCGUUCGUGGGUGUUGGAGUAUAGGGGCAGAGGAGAAGCUGUGCCUGAGCUUAUCAAAGGCUGUUCUGGCUUGAUCAGUCCACUUUAGUUUCUGUGGUUUUUCCUUUAACAACGAGGUUAGAGGACUGGCUAUGGUGCUAUAGUUCCGAUUGAAACGGCGAUAAAAGUUUUCAAACCCCAGGAAUCGCUGUAGGCCUUUAACACUGAUGGGCUCAGGCCAGGACGUGAUCACUGACACCUUGUACUGGUCCAUCUCACUCCGUUUUGAGAGAUCAUGUAACCCAGAAACGUGAUGGAGGAGCGAUGGAACUCACACUUUCCCAACUUCACGAAGAGGUUAUGGGCUGCCAGGCGGUGGAGGACGGCUCGAACGUGGGAAAUAUGUUGUUUCAAGUCUGAUGAGUAAAUCAAAAUGUCGUCAAUGUAGGCUAUUACGUGACUGUGGAGCAUGUCCCUGAAUACUUCAUUUAUCAUGGAUUGAAACACUGCAGGGGCGUUAGUGAGUCCAUAAGGCAUGACUAAGUACUCAUAGUGUCCAUUAGUGGUGUGAAAAGCAGUCUUCCAUUCAUCUCCCUCUCUUAUCCUGAUCAGAUUGUAGGCACUGUGCAGAUCGAGUUUAGUGAACACUUUGGCCCCUUGUAGCUGUUCGAGGGCGGCUGGAACUAAGGGAGAGGAUAGGGGUAAGGCACUGUGAUUGCGUUCAAACCGCGAUAGUCAAUGCAUGGCCGGAGCCCUGCAUCCUUCUUUUCCAAAAAGAAAAAGCCUGCCUCCGCCGGAGAUGUAGAGGGCCGUAUAUAACCUGCAGCAAGGGCCUCUUCGAUGUAAUCCUCCAUAGCCUUUUUUUCCAGGAUGGAGAGAGGGUAAACUCGAUUCUUGGGUGGUACGGUGUUGGGGAGGAGUUCUAUGGUGCAAUCCCAUGGUCUGUGUGGAGGGAGCCUGGUCACCUUUUCCUUACUGAAAACCUCCCGUAGGUCGUAGCUGGGCUUUCUAUGGAAGUAGCGAGGCAUGGACAAGGAGUAUGAUUCAGAAAACAGUUCUUUAUGCAGAAAGGGGCCCAUCUUCGGAUGUCAUCGUCCUUCCAGGAUAUGUCUGGGUUGUGAAGUUGCAGCCAGGGAAGGCCCAGUACUAUGGGGUUGGACGGGGAAGAGAUGACAAAGAAAGAUAAUCGUUCAUGAUGGGAUAAUCCGAGUUGGAGGUCAAGGGGUUGUGUUUGAUGAGAAAUGAGACCCCCUCCGAUGGGCUGAUCGUUGAUGGCGGUCACUCUGAGCGGGGGUAUGCAUGGGACUGUGGGGAUGUGGAGAUCGUGCACCAGAGUCUCUUCCAUGAGGUUGACCGCCGAGCCCGAGUCAAUUAAUGCUGUGACAAAAAACUGAGAAUGAGCAAGGAGUAGAUAUGCCGGAAGAGAAACUUUGGAUAAACGUACUAUGGUCUCUACCUGUGAUGUAGAUGGUUUUUUGGGACAUUGGAGCACUCUGUGACCGGGUUUCCCGCAGUAGAAGCUGACGUUGAGUUUGGUGCGCCGUUCACGCUCCUCCGCUGUAACUCGAGCCCUUUCCAGUUGCAUGGGUUCAGAAAAAUCCUCUGUGUAUGGUUGAACUUCCAUCUUAUGAUGUGGCAGGGGGCGUGAGGUGGUGGCUGUAGGUCGAUGUUGGCGGCGCAGGUUAUCCAGACGGAUGGCUGUGGAAAUGUACUGUGACAACGUAACGUUGGUGUCGCGGCAUGCCAUUUCUGCUUGUAAUUCCGGGUUGAGUCCCUCGCGGAAAACUGCCAUGAGAGCUGUCGCAUUCCAUCCCGACUGAGCUGCCAACGUGCAGAAUUUUAUGGCAUAAUCCACGGCUGUGUCCACCCCCUGGAGCAAUUCCAGCAGCUGUACGGAAACAUCCUUGCCUCCUGCCGAGUAUUCAAACACCUCCUUGAUUAAAUUAGCGAAGUAAUCCGCGGACGAUUUGACUUGAGGGUCGGAGUCCCAACUGCUGCUGCCCAAUCUAGCGCUCUGCCGGUUAGUAGGGAUAAUAUGAACGCGCACCUGGUUCUCUCGUUGCUGUAAGCCUCAGGUUGGUGAGCGAAGUAGUUAUCGCAUUGACGAAGGAAACCCCGGUAGCGAUCGGCGGAUCCGUCGAACUCAAAACGAGGAAGUUUGCUGCGAAUGUUGUACGCUGGUGCCGCGGCUGCCACUUGAUCCGGUGGCUGUUGCUGGAGCUGUUGGUUAGCGGCUUUCAGUGCGUCGACCUCCGCCUGAUAAGCUUGGAUGAGGACUCGCUGUCACCAUAGCGCAGCUUGCAUAUCUGCUGGACUCAUCUCUGGCGAAGCAUUCUGUAACGUCUCAUCAGAUGUAGGAGUGUUAGAAUCCAUACGCAGAUGUAAUAAAGGACAGAAGGCAAAAUCUUAGUCGAGGUCACGAAGAAACAGGGUCAAAACCAGAAAGCAACACUGUGGACCAAAACACAAAUCCAGAAAUCGAAGUCAAAAGCAAACGGGCAGGGUCAUGCACGAGGUUACUAGACAAUGACUAAAUCAAGGCUUGGCAAGUAACGCUAUAGGAAACAAUGCUUCGCAAUGUGGCUGAGAUAGCGUGCUGCUUAUAUACGUCUCUGGACCGGAAGUGGGCAGAAACGGUUAAUAUUCGGGCGAUGGCUCCCUCUGGUGUUCAGGCCUCGUGACAACAUGUCCAAUCCAUGUUAAUCUGGCCUCUCUAACUUUGUCCCCCAAACAUCCAACAUGAGCUGUCCCUCUGAUGUACUCCUUCCUAAUCCUGUCCAACCUUGUCACUCCCAAAGAGAACCUCAACAUCUUCAGCUCUGCUACCUCCAGCUCUGACUCCUGUCUCUGUCUCAGUGAUACUGUCUCUAAACCAUACAGCAUGACUGGUCUCACCACUGUCCUGUACACCUUCCCCUUGAUUCUUGCUGAAAUUUUUCUAUCACACAGAACUCCCGACACCUCUUCACCCUGUAAUCUUACUGUUCCACUUCCCUCCCUGUCAUUCACACACAUGUACUCAGUCUUACUACGACUGACUUUCAUUCCUCUUCUCUCCAGCGCAAACCUCCACCUCUCCAGGUUUUCCUCCACCUUCUCUCUGCUCUCACUACAGAUCACAAUGUCAUCUGCAAACAUCAUUGUCCAAGGAGUCUUCUGUCGGACCUCCUCUGACAAAUGGUCCAUUACCAUAGCAAACAGGAAGGGGCUCAGAGCCGAUCCCUGAUGCAGUCCCACCUCCACUUUGAACUCCUCUGUCUGACCUACAGCACACCUCCCCACUGUCCUGCUCCUCUCAUACAUGUCCUGCACCACUCUGACAUACUUCUCUGCUACUCCUGACUUCCUCAUACAGUACCACAGCUCUUCUCUUGGUACCCUGUCAUACGCUUUCUCCAAGUCUACAGACACACAAUGCAACUCUCUCUGACCAUCCCUAUACUUCAUCAGAAUUCUGAGAGCAAAAAUUGCAUCUGUUGUGCUCUUUCUGGGCAUGAAGCCAUACUGCUGCUCACAAAUUUCCACUACCUUCCUUAACCUAGCUUCCACUACUCUUUCCCAUAGCUUCAUUGUAUGGCUCAUCAACUGUAUCCCCCUAUAGUUGCUGCAACUCUGCAUGUCACCCUUAUUCUUAAAGAUCGGCACUAAUACACUUCUUCUCCAUUCCUCAGGCAUAUUCUCACUCUCUAAAACCCUGUUAAACAGACUAGUUAAAAAUUCCACUGCUGCCUCUCCUAGACACUUCCAGACCUCCACCGGGAUGUCGUCAGGACCAACUGUUUUUCAUCCUGCUUUUCAUCCUCUUUAAAGCCUUUCUGAAUUCAUACCUUCUUAUCUUAUCUACUUUCUGAUCCACAGAGUUCACCCCUUCUACUCUUUUUUCCCUCUCAUUUUCCUCAUUCAUCAGCUCUUCAAAGUACUCCUUCCAUCUCCUCUGUACACUCUCCUCACUUGUGAGCACCUUUCUACCUCUAUCCUUAAUAACUCUAACUUGCUCCACAUCCUUCCCAUCUCGAUCCCUCUGCCUAGCUUACACUCUCUCCCACUACCACUUUACAGUCACUAAUCUCUUUCAGAUUGCCUCUUCUACAUAGGAUGUAGUCUAUCUGUUUGGUCCUACCUCCACUCUUGUAAGUCACUCUAUGCUCCUCCCUCUUCUGAAAAUAAGUGUUAACCACAGCCAUGUUCAUCCUCUUAGCAAAGUCCACUACCAUCUGUCCUUCAAGGUUCCUUUCCUUAACUCGAAACUUGCCCAUCACCUCAUCACCUGUGUUCCCCUCACCAACAUGUCCAUUAAAAUCUGCUCCUAUCACCACUCUCUCACCCAUGGUCAAACUCUCUACCACCUCAUCUAAUUCACUCCAGAAUCUCUCUUUCUCCACUAUCUCCUUGAACCUCUAACUUCAGACUCAUCACCCUGUCUGACACUCUCUUCACCUCCAGAACAUUCCUCACAAACUCCUCCUUCAGGACCACACCUACCCCAUAUCUCUUACUAUCCACACCAUAAUAAAACAGCUUGAACCCUGCUCCUAUACUACAAACCUUGCUACCCUUCCACCUGGACUCCUGUACACACAGUAUAUCCACCUUCCUUCUCUCCAUCAUAUCAGCCAGCUCUCUACCUUUCCCUGUCAUAGUACCAACAUUCAGAGCUCCUAUUCUCAGCCCUACACUCUUACCUUUCCUCUUCUCUCUCUGUCUACACACUCUCCUUCCUCCUCUACUUCUUCGAGCAACAGUAGCCCAAUUUCCACCAGCGCCCUGUAGGUCAGCGGCGCCGAUGGCAGGCGUUGUUAGCCUCGACUGAUCUGAUAUGAAAUUCAGAGUACUGACGAUUUGCAUGGUUAAAUUUGGCAAUGUUUUACACCAGAUGCACUUCCUGACGCAACCCUCUCUAUUUAUCCGGGCUUGGGACCGGCACAGAAGUCACUGGACUGUGACCCCUAUGGCCAGAUUAGAAAUCACAUGGAAUAAAGUGUUAAAUUGUAAUCAUUGGAAUUUUUCAAUAAGGCCAAAAGUUUGCUGGAGCAGCAGCUACAUGGGUUAUAUUUUUGCACUGAAGGGGGAUGAAAUGGUUAAAAGAGGAGCGUUCAUAACUUCUCUGUGUUUGUGCUCCUCCUCCUUCCUCCCUCCCUCUCUCUCAUGCACACACACACACACACAUACACACACACAUACACACACACACACACACACAGAACCAGGAAGUUUAAGAGAAAAUGAAACAGAUCUCUCUCUCCACGUGUUAGUCUAGGAAAAUGGCUGAAGCCAGUAUUUCGGUAGAUCAGUUUUCAGUGGAUCAGUUCAGCUGUCCAGUGUGUCUGGAUCUCCUGAAGGAUCCGGUGACUAUCCCCUGUGGUCACAGUUUCUGUAAGGUGUGUAUUAAUGGUUGCUGGGAUCAGGAGGAUCAGAAGGGCGUCUACAGCUGUCCUCAGUGCAGAGACACUUUCACUCCAAGGCCUGUUCUACGCAGAAACAACAUGCUGGCUGAAGUGGUGGAGAAACUGAAGAAGACUGAAGUCCAAGCUGCUUCUCCUGCCCACUGUUAUGCUGGACCUGGAGAUGUGGAGUGUGAUUUCUGCACCGGGAGAAAACACAAAGCCGUCAAGUCCUGUCUGAUGUGUGUGACCUCCUUUUGUGAAACUCAUCUGAAACCUCAUUUAGAUAUUCCUGCUUUAAAAAAACACACGUUAGUCGAAGCCUCUGGAAAUCUACAAGAGAAGAUCUGCUCUGAACAUGAUAAAGUGCUGGAGAUCUACUGUCGUACUGAUCAAAGAUGUAUUUGCUCUUUGUGCAUGUUGGAUAAACAUAAAGGCCAUGACGCUGUAUCAGUUACAGCAGGAAGAGCUGAGAAACAGACUGAGCUAAAGGAGGAUCAGAUGAAAUUCCUGCAGAGAAUCCAGGAGAAGCAGAAGAAGGUGCAGGAGCUGAAACAGACUGUGAACACUAUAAAGCUCAGUGCACAGACAGCAGUAGAUGACAGUGAGAGGAUCUUUACUGAGAUGAUCAGCUUCAUGGAGAAAAAGCGCUCAGAGGUGACGGAGCUGAUCAGAGCUCAGGAGAAGACUGAACUGAGUCGAGCUGAACGACUCCUGGAGCAACUGGAGCAGGAGAUUGCUGAUCUUCAGAGGAGAGUCACUGAGCUGGAGCAGCUUUCACACACACACGAUCACAUCCAUUUCCUCCAGGCUUUAGCUUCUGGAUGUCAAUCUCCAUUAAAAAGACCAGAGUUUGACACGUCCAGAAUCACUGUCCCUCAACAUCUGUCAUUUGAUGGAGUGAGGAAUUCUCUCUCAGAUCUGAAGAAGAGACUGGAGGAAUUCUGUGAGGAGGAAUUCAACAAAAUCCCUCCACAUGCUGCAGCAGUUCAGAUCAUUUCACUACCAGAGAUACAGAACAGAGAAGAGUUUCUGAAAUAUUUCUGUUCUCUGACUCUGGAUCCCAACACGACAAAUCCUAAACUCAUUCUGUAUGAGAAGAACAGAGUGGUGAGAGGCAGUGUGAGAGAGCAGCAGUACUCUGAUCAUCCAGAGAGAUUUGACUCCUGGUUUCAGGUGUUGUGUAAGGAGAGUGUGUGUGGACGCUGUUACUGGGAGGUGGAGUGGACCGGUGUUAGAGGUGUGUCCAUAUCAGUCUCAUAUAAAGACAUCAGCAGGAAAGGACCGGGUGAUGAGUGUGGGUUUGGACGCAACAAUCAGUCCUGGAGUCUGUGGUGUUCUUCUUCUCAUUAUUCUUCUCUCUCUUUCCUUCACAACAACACUGAGACUGAUCUCAGAGUUCCAUCAUCCUCCAGAAUAGGAGUUUAUUUGGAUCACAGUGCAGGAAUUCUGUCCUUCUACAGUGUCUCUGACACCAUGAAGCUCCUCCACAGAGUCCACACCACAUUCACUCAGCCUCUAUAUGCUGGGUUCUUGGUUUGUUUACGAUCAGAAGCGAGGUUGUGUGAUCCAGAAUACAGAAAAGUGUUUCAUUUCAACAAGAUUCCACAUUAUAGAGAGAUCGUUCCUGAGCACCAAAGCACUAAAAUGUAAAUCUAAAACACACACACAGAAUAUUCAUUCUUUGUAAUGUGGUAAUCAUUUUAUUAUCCACAGACACUUACAGAAAUAUGUUUUAUAGGUUUUUAACAAUUAAGAACCUUAUUUUAAUGAAACAUUUAUAAACUUUACAAUAUCCUGGUUGUGUAAGUAUGUACAGCUUUAUAAUUGGGGGUGUGUCUGUGUUCAGAAUAAACCAAUCACAUUCAAUCUCAUGUACAAAAGUAAUUAUCAUCAGCUGCAUCAAUGAAAUGAUUCUGAUUAACUCCAAAUAAAGAAGAUUCUGUGGGAUUUUCUUCAUAUCUUCUUGUCUUCAUCUGACCGACUAAAAUAACAGAAGCAGCUUUGAUUUACUGAUAUAUUUAACUUUAUAAACUCCUGACACAAAUAUGAUAUGAAACAGAGAGAGAGAGAGAGAGAGAGAGAGAGAGAGAGAGAGAGAGAAGAAACAGCACAUGGUUCAAACUGUGAAGGGAUUUCAGUCAGAAGUUUUGGAGAUCUGCAGGAUACACAAAAUUAUUCCUGAAAAGAUGAUACACCAGAAGCUGACCACAUGGUUUAAAAUGUUAAAACUUUACUCCUGAUUGUGAAACAGAAAUGUUUUCAGGUCAGAAUGUUAAUGUGGGAAGGGAUUUUGAGUUUAGUUUGGAGUGUUUAUAUCAGACAGUCUGUUUAUAUACAGUCUGUAAAUCUACCCUUUCAGACGUCCUUCUCAUCUCGGGACAGUUUGAUAUUUUCUCAUCAAGUUUUCACUCUAGCCAAAAUGUCUGAAUGCCUUCACAGUCAGGUACCUAUAUCCACUCACUCUGAGAUGCAUGUUUCUUCACAAUACGGGACCUGCAUAGCAACUAUAAUCUCAUCAGA